This is a messenger RNA of Cinara cedri, 1954 nucleotides long. The record is from the annotation of a GenBank genome assembly. NCBI's taxonomy places the organism in Eukaryota, Metazoa, Arthropoda, Insecta, Hemiptera, Aphididae.
AUAUAGUCAGAAUGUCAGCGGAACACACGUUGAUAAUUUGAUAUUUGUUAAAUAUUAAUGAUAUAUGCACAACUUUUACCAAGUUUUUAUUUGAAACUAGAAAGUUUAGAAAUCUUUUAUCAACAAAAUGGAAUCAUAAUUAUUUAAAUAGUAUACAAAAUGGCAGAUGACACAGAUAAAAAAAAACAAUUUGGUAAUAGAUUUUUAAAAAAUGAAAAUGAUGUUUUUAAACACAAUGCAUGGUAAGAAAUGUUUCCAUUUAUUUCUAACAUGAAUUUACUUAAACGUUGGUAGAAUUAUAGUACCUAUAAUUAUGUCAUAGGGAUAAUGUGGAAUGGGAUGAAACACAAGAAAACAAUGCGUUGUUACAAGUAUGUGAACAUAUAAAAACUAAAAUGCCUUCAGAAAAAGCAGUUGAUUUAGAAAAUAAUGCAGAUCAGUAUUGGGAUAAAUUUUACACUAUUCAUCAAGAAAAGUAUGUGUCUACUUAAAUGUUUAAAGUACCUAUUGCAAAAUUAACAGAAUCGCCCAGCACAAAUAUUACUUUUACUUUUAUAAAAUAUUUUAGAAUUAUGUUUUCUACUUUUAUAACUACCACAUCCACAUGAGAAUCAAAUCAAUUGAGGUUAAUUAUUUUUAGCACUUAUUAUACAGAUUUGUUUGCUGCCAUCAACUAUUUUAAAUGUUAAUCAUAUUAUAAAUUAGGUACAUAUUUGUUUUAACAUUUAAGAUGGAGUAAAAAGUAAUUUAAGUUGACUCUCAGUUGUCUAACCAAUUUAUCAUAUUAUGAUAAUAAAAUUGUUUUUAUUAAUUUUUUUUAAAAAUUCCUGAUGUGUUGAUUUAAUAGUUUAUAUUUUGUUUUUUUUUCAGAUUUUUUAAAAACAGGUGUUGGUUAUUUACUGAAUUUCCUGAAAUAACUUCAUUACAAAAUGAUAAAUCCAACAGCAUAUUAGAAGUUGGCUGUGGAGUCGGUAACUCAGUUUUCCCUAUAUUAUCACACAGCGCCAGUAAUAAUAUCCAUAUCUAUUGUUGUGAUUUUUCUUCAAAUGCUAUAAACAUAUUAAAAGAAAACUCAGAAUACAACGAAGAACAUUGUACAGCAUUUGUAUGUGAUAUAACUAGUGAUGAUUGGAAUUCACCAUUUGCCUUGGAAAGUUUAGAUGUUAUUUUAUUGGUUUUUGUUCUUUCAGCCAUACAGCCUGAAAAGUAAGGUACAAUUUUAAUUUGUUUAAAGGUUUCAUAAUUUUUUUACACAUUUUAAAUUGAUUAUUUUUCAGAUUGAAACAUGUUGUUCGUAAGUUUUAUGAGUACUUAAAACCUGGAGGUAUAAUAUUGUUUCGUGAUUAUGGUAGAUAUGAUAUGGCACAGCUCAGGUUUAAAGAAGGAAGAUGUAUAUCAGAUAAUUACUAUAGUAGAGGUGAUGGCACGUUGGUGUAUUUUUUCACUCAAGGUAUAGUUUUAUACCUACAAUUUUCAGAAUAUAAUUAUUAUUUCCUAUUAGAAACAUUAGAUUUUAACUGAAGUGAAUUUCAAAUAAAAUAGUAACACUAUAGUCUGUUCUAUACAAAAGAACGGGCCAUGUACUGACCAAAAUCAGUUGCCACUGGAGGCAAGAGUUCAGUAUGUAUGAACAGAAAUGGCCCGUUCUCUUGUGGGAAAUAACUUUUAAAAUUUGGUUUCUUAUGAACAUAUGUAUUUAUAUUUAGCUUUUUAUUAGAGUCUAUUUAAGUAAUAUGACUUAUUAUAUUAAUAAAUUAAUUUGUUUUUCUUUAGAUGAAGUAAAACAGCUAUUUAUUAAUUCAGGUUUUGAGGAAGUUCAGAAUUUAGUUGAUCGUCGUAUGCAAGUGAAUAGAGGUAAACAAUUGAAAAUGUAUCGGGUUUGGAUUCAAUGUAAAUAUAGAAAACCUACAUUAUAAUGCAAUUAUUCAAUUAUUGUAAUAUAUAUUUUGUUAAA